AUGAACAGGAGUACCGUUUCUGAAGAUAUUGCGUUGGCCGGUAUCAAAAAAGAAGUUCUGCGAUCCCUUCCAUUUUGGAAGUCGUUUGUGGAGCUGCGCGAGGCAUACCAUCGGAGACCACGAGUUUUUUCGUGUGAUGUUUCUAUUAAGAGUCGCAAGGCAUGCUCCCACUUUGUGGGGUUUGAUGUACUUUGGGUGCAGUCGGAGGUUGUUUUGGUGAGUUGGCGGAGACCUUCAAAAAGAAACCGCGCAAACGACUUACCUCCCGAGUUCGUCGAGGUGCAUCUAACUUUUGGCUCGAUGCAUUUUGUUCACCAAAACGUCCACCUCGUCGGGGACCAUUGCAGCUACAGUCUGCAGUCGGUGGUGCUUCUGCAGCGACCCGAACAGUUGCAGUGUGUGGCGGGCAACAUGGUGCACUUCGCCUUCCUUGUCUACGGUAUGCUGCACAUUUCUCAACGGGAUGGGUUUCUUACCGAACCUCGUGCCAUCCUUCCUCCACCCAACUCGGCGGUGAUGCUGCUUGGAAUGGGUGGAAAUAGCAUGGAGCGUGGAAUUCGUUAUAUUCUGGGGGAAGACGCCCACAUUUACAUUGCAGAAAUUGAACCCGCCGUAGUAAGCACGUGCCGAUUUACCGGCCUGCUGAAGGAAAAUGCGAAUACGCAUGUUUGCUUGGACUCGGCUGAAAGGACCAUUCAAAAGUGCCCCGAAAAGUGUACUUUCAUCUUUAUGGAUCUCUUCGAGCCGCUCAGUGGAAAAAUGGUGAACACGAUGCCUCUUAUCCGACAGGCAUUUGACAUUCUAGCGCCUAACGGAAUUCUUCUCAUCAAUGAGCACAGCAUUCCCACCGUGGAACACCUUCUGCCCCUACUCCAUCUAUUUGGAGACCACAACGUUCAGUUCGUCAACGUUCGUGGUUGGAAUGAAAGCAUAAUUGCUGCAACAAAACCAGGAGGCAACGCAGAUGGCCUGGGAAGAAAAUGCUCCAAGAGACUUGCAACGGACGUGCUAAACGACUUUGAUCACACAUUCCCCGGAUGGAUGCCGGAUAAAAACUACUUUUUGAGGUCACAAAUUCUGUACGCUAAGCCACUCACAUUAAAACUUCACGCACGUCAAUGGGCCUCAUAA
Molecule: messenger RNA, 1131 nt
Organism: Trypanosoma cruzi
Lineage: Eukaryota; Euglenozoa; Kinetoplastea; Trypanosomatida; Trypanosomatidae
Exons: 1
Coding region: 1-1131 (376 amino acids)
Source: RefSeq, a predicted model, not a curated record